AUGCCCGAUUCCGACAAUCAAGCCAGUCCGUCUACCGUUGAUCACACAACUGAGGAGACUGCAUGCGUGGACAAUGAGCCUAGUCCUAGUGAAGUUUCUGUGCCAAAAUCAGCUAUCGAUGUUGCCAUUGAACUUAUAGAACAAGCAGAGAUUGAUGCUUUGGAGGCAGCUAGAAUGUGAGU
Messenger RNA from Cylicostephanus goldi, 182 nucleotides. The record is from the annotation of a GenBank genome assembly. NCBI's taxonomy places the organism in Eukaryota, Metazoa, Nematoda, Chromadorea, Rhabditida, Strongylidae.